Messenger RNA from Ostrea edulis (European flat oyster), 1030 nucleotides. RefSeq lists its product as uncharacterized. NCBI's taxonomy places the organism in Eukaryota, Metazoa, Mollusca, Bivalvia, Ostreida, Ostreidae. Bases 44 to 850 code for a protein of 268 amino acids. The transcript is spliced from 9 exons. Gene Ontology annotation, molecular function: oxidoreductase activity. The record is from RefSeq and is a predicted model, not a curated record.
UAGAGUUACUUCCCUUUGGACAACAAACUAAGACCGUAUCAGUAUGCCUAAUUUUGCACAGAAAGUCGUUCUGAUUACAGGUGCUAGUGCGGGUAUUGGAGAAGGAAUUGCUCUACAUUUCGCUUCACUGGGCGCCAAUCUUUCACUUACUGGAAGAAACAAGGAGGAACUCUCCCGAGUAGCUGGAAAAUGUCGGGAAAAUGGGCUGAACGACAAACAGAUUUUAAUUCAAGAUGGCGACCUGACCUCUGGGGAAUUCAGAGGCAAUCUGUUGAAGAGUACUAUUGAGAAGUUUAAACGGUUAGAUGUACUGGUAAACAAUGCAGGGAUGAUUAUCUAUGCUAAGACUUCUGAAACAACAGAGGCCACUUACGACACCAUGAUGGACACAAACACGAAAUGUCACUUCUUUUUAUCCAAAGAUGCCAUUCCAUAUCUGAAAGAAUCGAAAGGUAACAUAGUAAAUAUUUCCAGUAUUUGUGGCCCCAAGCCGAUGGCGGAGGUUGCAGUUUAUUGCAUGAGUAAAGCAGCCAUAGACAUGUUUACACAGUGUCUGUCAUUAGAGUUGGCACCGUUUGGUGUUCGUGUGAACGCAGUGAAUCCCGGGACCAUUGUGAGUAAGAUAGCUAGGCGUGAACACUCGGCAUAUCAAGACGAAGAGAAGUACGAAAAGUUUUUAGAGACUCAGAAAUCUAAACACCCCUUGGGACGGGUCGGAUUCCCAGUGGACAUUGCUCAGGCGGUGGCGUUUUUAGCGUCCGAGGAGGCGUCGUUUAUUACGGGACAGAUCCUGUUCGUGGACGGAGGACGCCAUUGCGUGUCUUCAGCCGUGGCAACUAAUGUCAAAUGACCACAUCUGAAUAUUCAUAGUGGAGAUCCAAUCAUAGUCAUCAUUAUCAUCAUCUGAUUAUUGACAAAAUAUGAAGUAGCAUGAAAUAUAUGAUACAACUGUUGUUACAUUGAGAAUCACUUGGGUCAAAACAAAGUAUUUUAUAAAAUACUACAUGUAAUAAAAUAGUAUAUGAAUGAG